AUGAAGUUGUUUCUUUGUUCGUACUUCAAAAAGGUUGCCAAUUUAAUUCCAAAGGCUUUUGGCGAAUGCUCUGGAAAGAAGGUAUGCUACAUUCCAACUGCAGGUAUUCCUGAACCUUACAAAGAAUAUUUGCAAAAAUCUAAAGAUGCUUUUACAAGACUUGGAAUGGAGGUUGUUGAAUUGGAAGUUCAUACUGCACCCAAGGAAGAAAUCAAGCAAAAAGUAACAGAAUGCGAUUUAAUCUUUGUUGCAGGAGGAAACACAUUUUUCUUACUUCAAGAACUUAAGGAAUCAGGUGCUUACGAUAUCAUCUAUCAUGAGGUUAAAAACGGAAAGUUCUACAUUGGAGAAUCUGCUGGCACAAUUAUUGCUUGCAAAGAUAUUGAAUAUGCAGGACUCGUUGAUUCAAUGGAAGAAGGUCCAAAACUUAAAGGAAACUAUUCAUCAUUUGGCUUUGUUAACUAUUUUGUACUUCCUCAUUAUACAUGUGAGCCAUUUAGAGAAGCUUGCGAGAAUGUUAUCAAACAGUACGGGGAUAAGCUUGACCUUAGACCAAUUACUAAUUCUCAGGCUGUUUUUGCAGAUAAUGAUAAAUUCGAGGUCUGGACCGCUAGCCAAUAA
This is a messenger RNA of Trichomonas vaginalis G3, 621 nucleotides long. RefSeq names its product Clan PC(S), family S51, peptidase E-like serine peptidase. Lineage: Eukaryota; Parabasalia; Trichomonadida; Trichomonadidae. Gene Ontology annotation, biological process: proteolysis. Gene Ontology annotation, molecular function: serine-type peptidase activity. The record is from RefSeq and is a predicted model, not a curated record. The transcript has a single exon. The coding region runs from base 1 to 621 and encodes 206 amino acids.